UACUGACGUUACAGGCGUGAUUCAGAAAUUAGGGAGAGAUUUUAAUUAGAGAACAAUGGAUACACUUUUUCAAUGCCAGUUAACAAUAUUAUACAUUUACAUUACAUUUAAGUGAUUUAGCAGACGCUCUUAUCCAGAGCGACUUACAAAUUGGUGCAUUCACCUUAUGACAUCCAUUAUAGUUAUCACGUUUCACAUUGUAUUUAUCAACUACAAAAAGGGAGACGCCGGUGACAUUAGACCAGUGACCCAUGACUCAACAUAUAGUUGGAUACCCUUUAACCCUGAUGGCACCCCGAACGACAUCACCCAGGUCAACAAAAGCCAGGCUAACAUCCCUCAGGCCAAUGACAGUCAGGCCUCCGUCACCCAGGCCAACAUCACCCAGGCAAACGUCACCCAGGCAAAAUACAGGCAAACUGACGUGUCCCAGGCCAACGUCACCCAGGCAAACUACAGUCAGACUGACGUGUCCCAGGCCAACGUCACCCAGGCAAACUACAGGCAGACCGACGUGUCCCAGGCCAACGACAACCAGGCCAAAGUCUCCCAGGUGAACAACAGCCCAGACAACAUCACACUCAGAUACCCCCCCUGACUCCGGAUGACACUGUCACCCUGAACUCAAUCUCAGUUGACUCCCUAUCCCUCCCGACAAAUGGAGGAAGAAGGAUGAAGAAGACAUGAAUGUUUAGUGCCUUGGAGCAUUUUCACAAAUCCACAUCUGAUUCUGAUCUUUGUGUUUAGUACCUUUAUUGGCACUAAAAUAUGUAAAUUAAAAAUGAAACAAAGUCUUGCUCUAACAAAUCUUGGUAGCUGCCUGAGGUGGGUGUAGGAACAGUGAAAAUAUACUAAGAUGACGUUUUUAGAUCAGAAGUAGUUGAGUACAUAAGGCUCCUUAACUGCAACAGAGUGAUACUUCUGAAGAUGUAAGAUCUGUUGGGCAGUAUGUGAAGGUGCACUCAAGAACAGUAUUUCCCUCCCUUGUCUGUCUCUGAUAGCUGUCUCCCCUUCUCUUGGCUCUUUGAACUCCGUGGCUCAUUCAAUGCCUCACAGUUGCAUUCCCAAGCAGGAAAUCUGUAGAUCAUUGGUGUUUGUAGUUAAGGUCAUCUUGUCUUUUUGUAGUUGAAAGGGAACUUAGUCAUUCUGCUUUUGAUAUUGCAGUGUGCACAAUGAAAUAUGGCCAGUGAAGUCCGUGAUCGGGGAAAGGUUGGGCCAGGCAAGGCACAGAAAGAGAAAAUAAAUGUGAUCGUAAAACCUACUGUACGUAUUAUUGAAGAUCAUUGGCUGUUUAUAAGAAAAAUCACAAUGUCCCAUGAUUAGGACCUUGUGUUUUGUGCAAUCAUUUCACAUAGCCUGAGGAUGGUUUAAAUAAAGGUACAAGUACAGGCAUUUCACAUGAUUUCACAAAACACAGGGUCGUACCCAUGAUUUCCCAAUAGCAGUGGUACAUAAAGGUGACGGACCCCA
This is a messenger RNA of Oncorhynchus gorbuscha (pink salmon), 1470 nucleotides long. RefSeq lists its product as uncharacterized. The transcript has 3 exons. Bases 167 to 598 code for a protein of 143 amino acids. The record is from RefSeq and is a predicted model, not a curated record. Lineage: Eukaryota; Metazoa; Chordata; Actinopteri; Salmoniformes; Salmonidae.